ACCUUCUCUCACACUAUAAAUGCAUCUUCACCAUUACUAAAUCCUUCAUAUCCACUUAAAUUCACUUUAAAGGAUGUGAAUCUUCCCAUCUCUACAAUUAUGGAGGUGCAACUUUCUGCAUUCACCGGAGGUACAAAAUCAAGUUCAACCUUCUUGUCUCCUGCAAUACAACAUACACAAGUAGUAAGAAGGGAAGGGAAAGGAAGAAAACAUGUGGAGUUAAGUGACAUUGACAGAAAUAGGGCAGUUGAGAUCCUUUUAGCAAAGUCAGUGAAUGGAGCACUUAAAGGUGGACUAAUUGCAGCAGUAGCUACUGAGUUCAAUGUUUCAAGACGUGCAAUGGCUACACUAUGGAAAAAAGUGCAGAGACAGCUGAAAGCUGAGUAGGAUAUAAACUUCAUGCCUAAAAGGAGGGGGAGUGUUGGUAGAAAAAGAAUUCAACUUGACCUGCAAAAGAUAAAAAGACAUUCCUAUUUACAGAAGAAGCACACUAAAAUCUUUGGUAGUAGACGUCAAUUCAUCAAAAUCUACCGUCCAUAGGUGUGUGAAGAGGAAUUCUAUAAAAAGACACUCAAAUGCAGUGAAGCCUCUAUUGACAGACAAAUGUAAGAGAUUAAGAAUGCAAUUCUAUUUAAUUCAUUUAGUUCGUAACUCAUUUUUAUCAUUGAACCUAAA
This is a messenger RNA of Cuscuta europaea, 675 nucleotides long. Lineage: Eukaryota; Viridiplantae; Streptophyta; Magnoliopsida; Solanales; Convolvulaceae. The record is from the annotation of a GenBank genome assembly.